GGCUCCUCUCCACCUGGUUCCUGGGCUACGACACACCUCGGACCGACCCACCUCGGACUGUCUCUCCCAGGCCCAGGCAGCACUGGAGGUCUGAGGCUGCCAACGCCGCGGGGGGAACUUAGUGUGGGCGGAACUCGAGUGCAGCGGCGGGAGGCUUCCGGGGGAGCCGCAAGGCCAACGGGUCGGCGGAGGCAGAAAAGCGUCGGACGCCGGGCCGAUCAUGGACGCUUGACAACCUGCGGACAGGCGCCGGGAGGCCGAGCCAGCGACCGAGAGGACGGAGAGGCGGCGAGGGCAGAUCUCAAGGCCAGAGAAUGGCAGGUGAACAGAAACCCUCCAGUAAUCUCCUGGAACAGUUUAUUUUACUAGCCAAAGGUACCAGUGGCUCAGCCCUCACUGCUCUCAUAAGCCAAGUGUUGGAGGCUCCUGGAGUAUAUGUCUUUGGAGAACUGCUGGAGCUGGCCAAUGUUCAGGAGCUUGCGGAAGGAGCUAAUGCUGCAUAUUUGCAGUUGCUGAACCUCUUUGCCUAUGGAACAUACCCAGAUUACAUAGCCAACAAGGAGAGCCUGCCAGAACUGAGCACAGCUCAGCAGAACAAGCUGAAACACCUUACCAUCGUGAGCUUGGCGUCGAGAAUGAAGUGUAUCCCCUACUCCGUGCUGCUGAAGGACCUGGAGAUGCGGAAUCUCCGGGAACUAGAAGACCUCAUCAUCGAGGCUGUCUACACUGACAUCAUCCAGGGGAAGCUGGACCAGCGAAACCAGCUGCUGGAAGUGGAUUUCUGCAUUGGCCGUGACAUCCGAAAGAAGGAUAUCAAUAAUAUUGUCAAGACCUUGCAUGAAUGGUGCGAUGGCUGCGAAGCAGUUCUGCUAGGCAUCGAGCAGCAAGUUCUGCGAGCCAACCAGUACAAGGAGAACCACAGCCGAACUCAGCAGCAGGUAGAGGCAGAGGUUACCAACAUUAAGAAGACACUCAAAGCCACCGCCUCCUCCUCGGCUCAGGAGAUGGAGCAACAGUUGGCUGAACGGGAGUGUCCUCCUCACGCUGAGCAGAGGCAGCCCACCAAGAAGAUGUCCAAAGUGAAAGGUCUGGUCUCCAGCCGCCACUAGGGCCGGCUGGGGCAGCUGGCACUCACCAGGCCUGGGUCAGGUGGGGAGGGGACACCGAGGGCCUAUUUCCUCCCCUCUCUACCUUCAGUGAGUUCCAGACCUGCCCGUCCCCUCACCAGCGCCUCCCACCCUGUUGGUACUGUUCCAGAAGAACCGUUAAUCCUCCUCACCCAUCCUCUCCUCCCCCAGUUGUUCCUUCAGACUCAGGGGCUCCACUGAUGCCAUCCCAACAGGGUCAGACACUGCCCAGCUUCCCUCCAGGAGGUUCUUGUGUUUGUUUAAGGGCUGUCUCCCUCCCAGUUUUUCUUUUGCUCCAUGUCAUUUUGUCAGGCUGGUCAUAAGCCGGAGGCAGCUUCAGCCGGCCCACAGGGAUGACGGUGAAGGAGGCUUCUCUCUGGGGAGGAGGGUCUGCCUUCUCCAGCCCCAAGUACCACAGGCCCACACUGGUGCAGGUGACCUCUAGCCGGGUAUCAGAUGCUUUCUUUUCCCUCUCCUGCCUUAUCCCUUGUUGGCAGCUCCGAUCAGGCCACGGAGGGAUGUGAUGCUGGGCUAUGUUUACUAAACCUGCGGGUUUUCAGCCUCUUAAGCCCAGCUCCAAUCUCUCAUUAGUUGGGAGCACUGGGUUGACUAACCUCUGGUAUGUGAGCACCAGUGGAGGGUGCUACGGGUCUGUUGGGUGGCAGAAGUUUCUUCCGGUUUGGUGUUCUUUGCUGGCCAUGCUUCCUGCUGCCACCUGACUCCUCAGACUGGUUUUCAGUGUGAAGGUCCCAGCUGCUGCAAGGGACUGUCUGCCGACACUUGCUCUCCCGAGAUCUUUUAUCCCUCCCAGCGACGUCCAAGCUGGGGAUGGUAGUGCCGAGGGCCCUCUGUCUGGUGAAGGACCUGCUGCUGCUUCUGUCUCUCUUUCCACCCCUCCUUGGCUGAUGACCCAGAGCCCUCUGAUGAUGGCAUUCUCCUGGCAAGAGAAAAGGACUUGACUAGCCUUUCUGAACUUGAACAGUUUCAGGUUAUAUUUUAAUUUUUUUUUUUGUACAGGUUCUGAUUCUAAUACAUUUCAACAUGCUUUUUUUCC
Enhydra lutris kenyoni (northern sea otter) is the source of this 2181-nucleotide messenger RNA. RefSeq names its product COP9 signalosome subunit 7B. The transcript has 7 exons. The coding region runs from base 315 to 1109 and encodes 264 amino acids. The record is from RefSeq and is a predicted model, not a curated record. Gene Ontology annotation, biological process: COP9 signalosome assembly. Lineage: Eukaryota; Metazoa; Chordata; Mammalia; Carnivora; Mustelidae. Gene Ontology annotation, cellular component: COP9 signalosome.